Molecule: messenger RNA, 4971 nt
Organism: Podarcis raffonei (Aeolian wall lizard)
Lineage: Eukaryota; Metazoa; Chordata; Lepidosauria; Squamata; Lacertidae
Gene: FBXO21
Product: F-box protein 21
Exons: 12
Coding region: 48-1934 (628 amino acids)
Molecular function (GO): DNA binding; protein binding
Source: RefSeq, a predicted model, not a curated record
CUCUUUGGAGACGCCCCCUCGGAGGGCCGCUCAGGUAAACAGGCAAGAUGGCGGCGCCGGAGAGAGCGAGCGAGGCCGAGACGGGCCCCGCGGAGUCGGAGGCGGACGGGCCGGAGGGGUUGGCUCUGCCGCCGCCGCCUCCUCCUCCAGGGCCCGGGCCGGCCCCUCCGAGCCUGGCGGAGCUGCCGGGGGAGCUUCUGGAGCUAAUCGCGUGCUGCGGCCCGCUGAACGCCUCCGACGUGGCCCGCCUGGCCUGCACCUGCCGCCGCCUCAGGGAGGCCUGCCAGCCCCGAGGGAAGGUCUGGAGGGAGCAGCUCCGGCUCAGGUGGCCAUCGCUUAUGAAAUAUUAUAACCAGGUGGACAGUGUGAAUUGGCUGGAGGAAUACAAACAACGGCAUAAAGCUGGCUUGGAAGCUCGGAGAAUCGUAGCAUCAUUCUCCAAAAGGUUCUUUUCAGAUCAUGUGCCCUGUGAUGGCUUCACUGAUAUUGAAACCCUCGAGUGCCCAAGCCACUUCUUUGAGGAUGAGCUGAUGUCCAUCCUUAAUAUGGAAGGAAGGAAAGGCCUGACAUGGAAGUACUAUGCAAAGAAAAUCCUUUACUUCAUGCGGCAGCAAAACAUAUUGAAGAAACUGAAGGUGUAUCUUCAGCGCCCAGCGGAUGAGCAGUCCUUUUUGGAAGGGGCUGUAUUGAUUGACCAGUAUUGCAACCCACUGUCGGACAUCUGCCUAGAAAGUGUCCAAGCCCAGGUUGACGAUAUUGUGGCCAAAGUUCGGAAAUUCCUGAAAUCAAAAAACUCUAGGCACCCAAGUGUGACCCAAAAAGCAGGGGAGGUCUUGAUCGUCUCUCAGGUGGAGCUUCAGAGGCAGGUCCUCGAUGCCAUGAACUACGUCCUCUACGAGCAACUGAAAUACAAAGGGAACGAGGUGGAUUACUACAAUUCCCUCAAUUCGUACAUCCGCCAGGUUUUGAUCCACAGGACUGGAAUCCCAAUCAGCUUGUCGGUGCUUUACUUGACAAUUGCCAGGCAGUUGGGUGUGCGGCUGGAGCCUGUCAACUUUCCCAGCCACUUUCUGCUCAGAUGGUGCCAAGGGACAGAAGGAAGCACAAACAUCUUUGACUAUGCCUAUAUAGACGCUUUUGGGAAGGGGAAGCAGCUCACCGUGAAAGAGUGCGAGUACCUGAUUGGGCACCACGUGACCGAGGAAUUUUACGGUGUGGCGACAGCAAAGGAGGUUUUGCAGCGAAUGGUGGGCAACUUGUUGAACAUCGGGAAGCGGGAAAGCACCGAUCAGUCCUACCAGCUCCUGCGAGACUCCUUGGAUCUGUACCUGGCCAUGUACCCAGACAACGUGCAGCAUCUCAUGCUCCAGGCUCGAUUAUACUUCCACCUGGGAAUCUGGCCGGAGAAGGUGCUGGACAUCUUGCAACACAUCCAAGCGCUGGACCCCUCCCAGCAUGGAGCAGUGGGCUAUUUAGUUCAGCAUACUCUAGAGCACAUCGAACGCCGGAAAGAGGAAGCGGGGCCUGACGUGAAGCUCCACUCAGAGGAGAAACACAAAGACGUCUGCUAUUCUGUCGGCUUGAUUAUGAAACAUAAGAGAUAUGGCUAUAAUUGUGUCAUCUACGGCUGGGACCCGGCAUGUAUGAUGGGGAACGAAUGGAUCCGGAACAUGAAUGUUCAUAGUUUGCCGCAUGGUUCCCAGCAGCCCUUCUACAAUGUAUUGGUGGAGGACGGAUCAUGCCGAUACGCAGCCCAAGAGAACCUGGAGUACAACAUGGAGCCCCGAGAAAUCCCUCACCCGGACAUUGGCCGCUACUUUGCAGAGUUUGCCGGCACACACUACCUAGCAAACGCUGAGCUGGAGUUCCGGUACCCCGAGGACCUGAGGCUGACACUUGCGGAUGUCCAGAAAACGUACGGGAGCAAGGAAUGAACUUCUGUCUGUCUUUGCUGGUGUGAAAGAUGGCUUUUGUGCGGUGGUGGCAGCAGCGAGAGCUGAGUCACGGGAACCGUUCUUGACAGUUCUCCGGCUUAAGUAGGGAUCACAUUUUGCUUGAUAACUAGGGGUGAAGUUUUUUGUUCUUUGACCACCCAGCUAAAGCCGUGCCAAUACUAGUGAAAUACUGCAGGACACCUGAGCUGCUGAGGUGUGCAGAUGCUCUUUGUCGGAAAUGACUUCUGUGUACGAAGUACAUGGUCCUCCUUACCGCUCUUGGACCUCGAAAGCUCUUUGUUUCCCCACCAGAGACUUGGGGGAGUGUUUGGGGUGGCCCAGAGACUGGAAACGUUGGCACCUUACGGAUAGGGUUAGUCCUCCACAUUUGCGGUGCAAUGAAGGUCUUGAGUUAUGUGCAUACCCUGGAAAGAACACGGCUUUUUCACAGACCUCGUUGCCCACCUUCAAUUCCAUGCAGCCCUGUGCCAAAAUCUUGGGAAUUAUAUUGAAACUUCUUUGUCCAAAGAUCUUGCACUGAGCGGAUCUCCUCCCACUGCUCCAAACAAUUGCUUAUGCUAGCUUUUUUUCUCUAGGCUUCACAGAUUCCAUUACACACACACAAACACAAACACACCCACCCACCCCGCACUCCUCUUGCUCUGCACCAGUCUUGGAAGGAGCUGCUCAUGUUGCUGUGAUUUUACCUGUGCCUAAAGAGGAGUAUCCAUGCUGUGCUGUGAAAACCUCACGUUUGUCAAGACAAAUCUCCUGGGCUUUUUGUGUGUGUGUGUGUGUUUGUGUAGUCAAGGGCUGCCAACCUUUUGGAGCCAGUGGGAAUUUUGAGAUGAUGCCAUGGGCACCAGUCAAAAAAUGGCUGCAGCGGGUGUGGGUGUGUAGCGUGAAAGAAAAUGGCUGCCGCUCCCCCAAAAUGGCUGCUCAGAAUGGAUGGGAGGGCAGGUGGUCCAGUCCUGGCAUCCAAUGAAAUUAGGGUGUGUUUAAAGCAGGGGAGGGUGUUGAAUGUAGGAAAGACUAAGCAAACGGAAUCUGAGCAGGAAGAGCACAGAGUCCCUCCUGCGUUGUGGAUUUUUGAGGGGAUGUUUACUGGGGCCUUUUGUGAGUGCUGUAUGAGGUACCGGUGGGCACAAUGUUAGUGACCAUGGUUCAAACCAAGCUCCAUUUGGAGGAAAACGGGAAGUCCUAUUAAUCAGGGAACGUCCACAAAAUCUUACUUGAUUUGCAGCCCAGCAACCAGAACGGUACCUAAGCAGGCUGGGGGGGAAACAGCUGAUUGUGCACCUUUGUAUUUUGUUAAACACUGUAAACAUGCACCGCGAAGAGGUGGAGAACAUGUAAUUUUAAAAUGGGUGCCUUUCUAAGCAGAGGGCAGUCGAUAUUUACCGGAUUGCUGGCUUGGGAAGGCUUCAGGUAAACUAUAAUUAUCACUUUGCGAGGGGUUAAACAAUACGUAGUUUUGAAUGUUAGUAGCAGAGAAAUCACUCCUUUCAGGAGAACUCUUUGUAGUGCAUGCGGUAUUUCUAGUAAUACUUUAACCAGCGUAUAUCCUUGUGAAAUUCUCUCAGGGAUGGGCAAUCUGUGGCCCUCUGUUCUUGGGCUACAUUUCCCAUCAUCCCCAUGCUGGUUGGGGCUGAUGGGAGCUGGAAUCCAACAACACAUGCAGGUCCACAGGUUCCUCACCCCUCUUUUACGUUAUCUGCUGGGGACAACUUGAAGCAGCUUAGAGGGCUAGUCCAAGAGAGCCAAAAAAACCUUGAAAGCAUUUGUAGUAAAUGGAAUCAGAACUGGAGAGACAAAAUCCUGCAUAGCAGGUGUGUGGAACCUCUGGCCUUCCAGAUGUUGCAGAACUACAAUUCCCAUCAUCCCAAGCCUUCUGCGUUCACUGGGGAUGAAGCGAGUUCUUUCCCCCCCAUUACGUUUUACUAAGUUUCAACAUAUAUAAUCAAAACAAUUUCGUCUUCCUUCUCAUUUUUACCAACUUCCCACCCCAUUUUCCAUGCGAGUUCUCGUUUCUCCCCUUCUGCUGCACCCUGUCUUCCAUCAAAUCAUAACCUCAAUAUUAUAAUCUAAUUACUUCUGCCGCUCGUAGCUCAAAUCCUGCUCUCGAGUUCGUCGUGCUAUAAUGUUUAUUUAAAUAGUCCGAAAAGGGCAUCCAUUCUUCCAUAAAACACUCAUCAUUAGAUUGUCUUGAUUUUGCUGUUAAUUUUGCCAGUCAUGCACAACCCAUUAACUUACCCAUUCUUCCUUGGUUGGAACUUCUCCUUCCUUCCAUUUCUGCGCAUGCAGAAUCCUAGCUGCUGCUGUUACCUACAUAAACAACUUCCAACAUGUUUUUUGAGAGGGGAUUUCUGCCCCUGUCAUCCCUAACGUAAAUGCUUCAUGCUUUUUUAUAUAUACAGGGGCGAAGGGAGUUCUAAUUCAGCAGCGUCUGUGGGGCUGGAGGCUCCCCGCACCCUGCCCUACAGUUCUCAGUACGACAUGAAUCCCGAUUCAUCGUUUCAGGGGUAAGAACUUUAGCAAUACACUGAAUUUCCCCCUCUCUUUCGGGGAAAGCUGCUGCUGCUGCUCCUCUGCAACUAGGGAACAAUGUGUCUGCCUCAACCUCCUCUGCCUGCAGCUGGCUCCUUUUUAAAGCAUUCGUCUUUAAAGCCGGCAGGUCAGGACCCUGUACCAAGGUGUGCUGCAGCAGCAAGCGCUACCACCGUACACUGAAUAUGAUUUUAAAAAAUAAAUAAAUGAAAGAGCAGGUCCCCAAAUGCAUGCUUGGGUAAAAGACUGAAGACUGCUGCUUUUAAAAGAUGGCAGGAUACCUGCCACUGAGUCCUGGGCCCUGCAUCAACGCUAGGCAUGUGACCUUGAUCCAAAAGCUCCUUUAGUUCCCUUUUCUGUGUUUUUAGAGUAGUCAGAUACUUGGCCUGUGGUACUUCCUCCCAAGGUGCUCUCAGAUUUUGGUUUGUUUUGUAAACCACUUAGAACUUGUCCUUUAUAUGGAAGGUGCUAUAUAUAUAUAUAUAUAUAU